UCUCGGGGUUCACUGUUCGAAGGUCCGCUCCCUCACACUCGACACGUGGGAACCAGAAUUAUUAAAGUUGAUGUGUGAACUUGGAAACAGCGUCAUCAACCACAUCUAUGAAGGCUCGUACCAAGAACAAGGUCUGAAGAAACCAUCCCCGUCCAGUUCAAGGCAGGAAAAAGAAGCUUGGAUUAAAGCAAAGUACGUCGAGAAGAAGUUCCUGAAGAAACUGGGCUGCACAGAGAUUCUCAUCAACGGCGAGCGGAAGCCCGAGCGGCGGUGGAGCGUGAAGAAGUGUCGGCGACACAACAGCGCCACCACCGUACCCAAAACACGGCGGAGAUACCGACAAGACCCCGGGAGCACCUCCCCUUCGACCCUCUCCUCAGCUGCUGCUAAGUUCAGACGAGACUCCCUGUUCUGUCCUGACGAGCUCGACACGCUCUUCUCCUACUUUGACACGGGAUCCGGACCUCGAAGCCUGAGCAGUGACAGUGGGUUGGGAGGCAGCACAGACGGCAGCACAGACAUCCUGGUGUUUGGCUCCGUGGUGGACAGCGUCACAGAGGAGGAGUGUGAGGUGUCCGAGGACUCGAGCGGAGAACCGGAGCUGGAGGCUGAGCCAGAGACGUCCGACCCGGAGGACGUACGGGACCUUCACCCCGGAGCGCUGCUGUACAAAGCCUCGAAGGCCCGCAACCUGCCCGUCAUGGCCGAAGCGCUGGCUCACGGGGCCGACGUCAAUUCGGUCAACGAUGAGGAUGAAGGGAAGACGCCCCUCAUACAGGCAGUGAUUGGGGGCUCAUUGAUCGCCUGCGAGUUCCUGCUCCAGAACGCUGCCGACGUCAACCAAAGAGACGCGAGGGGGAGGUGCCCGCUGCAUCACGCCACGUAUCUGGGACACACGGGGCAGGUGUGUUUGUUCCUCAAAAGAGGGGCGACGCAGAACGACGGGGACGAGGACGGCCAGGACCCUCUGAGUAUAGCAGUGCAGCAGGCCAACGCAGACAUAGUCACGCUGCUGCGUCUGGCCAGGAUGAACGAGGAGAUGCGGGAGUCGGAGGGACCCUUCGGACAGCCAGGUCAAUACCCAAUCAGCAGCCCCACUGAGCAGCAGUAUAAGAAAUGCAUUCAGGAGUUUAUCUGUCUCACUAUAGCCGAGUGCUAGAGUCCACCACGGGUGAAAUCACAGUGCAGAGGGUGCAGGGAGACAUUCGACUGACUGAGAGAGAGAGAGAUCCUGUAUUUCACACUCUGCAUGUCGUCCCUGAGAGGAAUGUUUCACCACCACAUUAACGUCUAACAUCUCAACAUCAGACAUAUCCAGAAUCUUUCUAGAGUUCCUCUCCCCAGCACUGUCUCGUCCACCAGCAGUCAGCUCCCCUUCUCAGGAUCACACCAGAACCCAGCGUUUACUUUCAAAUGAUGUCAGAUUUGAGCGACUGACUCAGCCACAAUAGAAUCAUUAUCGUUGGGAGGUCCAGUCAGUCCGUUCACUGCCAGGAAAGAGUCAGACACUUUUUUAAAGAAUAUCCAGCAGCACUCUAGUAUCCAAUGAAGUCAUCAGCAGUGUUUUCGGGACCAACUCUUUAUUUGAGGGUUUUAGAGGGAACAGGGUGCUCUGAACCAAAGUUCUAGGUUUAGUUUUGUUAUUUUUUUAUCGUCGUGCAAAGUAGGAGGAGGGAUUUUGGUUCUGGAACUCAUUUUUCUCACAGACAAAGUAAUGUGACUCCUCUGUGGCUCGGAUCACAGAAAGUAGAGACUAAAUACUGCGAGAAAAUGAUCUGGUUGUUUGAUGAAAAGGUCAAAGUCUGCGUUCGUAAAAACUUUAAAAGUUAACUACGCCUCCCAUGGUGCAUUUCGUCAAGAGCAUAAAGUGAACAGGUUAAAUAUAUAUCUAUGGUAACACUUUAUAUUAGGGAACACAUAUCAACCAUUAACUAGUUGCUUAUUAGCCUGGAUAUUAGAGUUAUAUUGGCUCUUUAUUAGUCAUUAUAAAACACUUAUUAAUGCCUUAUUCUGCAACUACUCCAUUAAUUAACAGAUUUCACUCAAUAACCUCCUAAUUACUCCUUAUUGAUAGUAAGUAAGGAAGUUGUUGUACAUGAAUUACAAUCAAGUGCUUGGAUAUGUUCUCUUCACUUUGUGUGUUCCCUAAUAUAAAGUGUUACCAUAUGUACUUAUGGGUCAAUUAAACAUGAAGAAACCUGGAAGACAUCUUUUCUUACCUUCGCUCCUCUUGUUGGCAUCUUCUCCAUGGCAAUCGCAGCCGAAGCUCGUGGGUAUUGUAGUUUUUAAAGCCACCAAACCAAAUGAGGGAACUGACAUUUUUAGAAACAAAACAGAGACUUCAACAUAAACUUAUAGGAUCAUCACAUAAUCUAGAAUCAUUUUUUAAAAUUCUUGAUAAAUGAAACAUUGGAAAACUUCUGUUGUCAGGCCUCUAACUUUGCAGCUCAGUAUCUGUAGCACAGACGACUACGUGAUAAAAGCCAAAUCGAUGAUCACAGGGCGGUGCAGCCAACAGGCCUGUGAUCAACUAAAUCUGACCUGGCCGUACUUUCUUUAAUUGUUUUAGGACCUGUUGUUCACGCACGUGUGUUCAGUGGCGGUGGAGCUCUUUAUUUGUCGUUGUUAAGCCGUGAAGGGGAAACUGUGAAGCUGCGAUAACUGUGACUGAGAGUAAAUGAUCCUCGAGUCAUUUCUCUGUUUUGAUCGAGAGAUUGAUCAAGUGAAGCUUUUAUUUUGAAUUAAAAGCGAGAUUAUGCACUUUCUCUUCCCAGUGAUUUCAAUCCUCUUUUUGCUGUCGUUGUACCUUCGUUUUAUUUUUUACUGCUUCUCUUUUUUUUCCCUUUUAAUUUAUGACAGAAUUCCCAGAGCAAUAGUGCAAUGCUUAUGUCAGUAAUCUGUAUUUUUUGUAUUAUGUUGGACAACAAUGCAGAGGGUAUUUUUUUAAGCUGGAUCUAUUUUGUUAGAUUUUACUUUGCUGAGCACUCACACACAGUAUUAUAUUCUCAUGAUGAGAGAGAGAGACAUUACUCCAAAGUUUCAGUGUAUAUUACCACAUGGAGUACAAACUGCAGUACAACCUGCAGUGGAAGAUGGACAUUUUUGAUAAUGUGUACUACUGUAUAUACAGUAUUUGUAAUUUCAAAUGUUUGCUUAUGGUAAUCUAAUGUAUCAUGAUUUGGCCUAUAUUAGAUUGGUUCUUUGUUUUUAGUGCAUGAGUGGCUGUUGCUCAGGUCCUCUGAAGCCCUGUUGCUUUUGUUUACUUCUGUACCAGUGUAUGUGAAUAAUUGAUAUUUAGUAUUGUCCAAUAAUGUUAAUAUCAGUAUUAUAAAUAUAUAUAUAUAUGUAUUUAUAUAUAUAUAUUUAUAUAUAUAUAUUCUACUAAUUCAUGACAACAGUGCAUGAAGUGACAUUCAAGACAAACACCUCACAUUGGCUGGAUUCAUGUUUGGGCAAAACGCUUGACGACAAUAUACGUGUUGGUUUGUCCGUUGCCUGAAAGUAAAUUCAAUGGCCCAUGUUAUGCUCCGAUAUGAUGUCAGGUCUGACGCCUGGUUUUUAUUUGACCCCCCCCCCCCGGUCGAGCACAGUAAAUGAAAAUGAUGUCGGUCAAAUCGUUGGACAACCGUGUUUGGGAUGAAAGAGCCAAGUUGUUGCUAACACGAACUCGGAGGCAAAAAUUGGCCCAAAGAAACAUUCUGAAGAAUUAUUUCCCCAAAGAUCGUCUUCUACAGAUUCUAUCGACUGUUUGGGUUUCGUUCAAACCAAAGACCAGAAACAGGGAAUGGUUUUAAACCUUUUCUAUUUCGUAGAUUUAAGGGGCUGUGUACAAAUUAUUUGAAUCGGGGGGGCGGAUUGUGGUCUUUACUUUAAAACAGCAACAUCCUUUUCAAAUGUGGUUUUAAACUUUUGUUUGAUCCAGAAAAAACAUUCCUCCUGACUCAUUUUUCAACCGGAGCCAUGAUAUUGUUGAUGGAUCGGAAGUUUCUAAAUUACCCAAAUUGCCAAUUUGUGACUUAUAAAUUAUGAUAUUAAAAUUGAAUUUCCAGUCGACACACUUUGUGUUGAGUACAUUCAUUACGUUUUUAUUAUCAUGGGCCAAAAGAAUGUCUCAGAAUUGACAUAACAGACAUAACGUUGUAACAUUAUGGCUUGAGAGCUAACGGCUAACAUGCAAGCUAGCCGGGCACACGUUUGCUCGAGUAAGUUCGCCAAGAUUUUUGCUAUUUACUCUGUACUAUGUUGUUUAUUGUGUAAUAUGGCAUAACAUCCCCUUUUCGGACUCCUUCUUCCUCGCCAAUAAUUGAUAUACAGUCCUUGACGUGUAUUUGCGGAUGUUUUUAACGGACGUGGCAGCAUCGGAAAGCUCACUCAUUUUCUCCCUCCCCUUGUUGCUUGUCGGCGAAAGAUCCAACGCACUUUGAAACACACAAUCUCUCUUAAUCAUCCAAUAUUUUCUUAAAUUUCGUGCAGUAUUUAACAAAAACAUUUUACUAAAUGAAUGAUGUCAGCACCGACCGAAACUUUUCCAUCAAGCCACUGAAUGAUAACUGUUACAGCACCAUGUGUCUGCAGCGUAUCGUACUUCAACAAGUUGACUGUUGUGUAUAUAAACUAAAAACUAUUAACACUUUAACUGCCUGCUUCUUACUUGCAAUUUUUAACUCUGUUGUACUUUCUCUGUCUCUGACUGUUACCUGUACGACUUCUUUGACUAUUGUAAGAGGACGUGCGUCUCUAAAUAAACAGUGUGUGUGCAUAUUAACACUACCUGCUACCUAUGUUUGUUUUUUUGUUGAAUAACUCGUCCCAGUGUCGUCUGAAAUGAUUCUGAUAAUAAAUGGACGAUGUGACUAAA
Paralichthys olivaceus (Japanese flounder) is the source of this 4858-nucleotide messenger RNA. The record is from RefSeq and is a predicted model, not a curated record. NCBI's taxonomy places the organism in Eukaryota, Metazoa, Chordata, Actinopteri, Pleuronectiformes, Paralichthyidae.